AUGGACUUUCCAACUAAAACAUUCUCUCCCUGCACACAGAUAUACGAGGACUCCAUUGUCCUUCAGUCGGUGUUUAAGAGUGCCAGGCAGAAGAUUGCCAAGGACGAAGAGAGUGAAGAGGACAGUGAUGAGGAUGAUGAGGAUGAUGAUGAGUCAGAGGCGGAGGCCAAGUCGGUGCGGGUUAAGAUCAAGCUGAGUAAGGAGGCGCGCAGCCAUGACAAAGGCAAGAAGAGGCAAAGCCGAGCGAAGGCCAAGCCGGUGGUCAGCGACGACGACAGCGACGAAGACCUGGAUGACAAUGAUCAGUCAGGACAAGAGCAAGAGCGACGAUGGAGUGACUUGAGGCAUAUUGUAUUAGCACUUAUAAACAAAAGGACAAUAUCUUCCAUUACUGUUGUUCAGAUUCAUUAUUCUGUAUUUUUUAUUUUAUUUUUUACUUAAUUGACUGUCUGAAGUGUGUAUUGCCGCCCCUUCUCCCAACCAGCUUGGAAAUGUAUUACUAAUUAAUCGAUAAGCUACAGCCAAUACCAAUCUGCUUAUAUCU
Messenger RNA from Morone saxatilis (striped sea-bass), 544 nucleotides. Its product is annotated as probable global transcription activator SNF2L2. NCBI's taxonomy places the organism in Eukaryota, Metazoa, Chordata, Actinopteri, Moronidae. Bases 1 to 441 code for a protein of 146 amino acids. The transcript has 4 exons. The record is from RefSeq and is a predicted model, not a curated record.